Messenger RNA from Hemiscyllium ocellatum (epaulette shark), 8852 nucleotides. Its product is annotated as serine/threonine-protein kinase MRCK alpha-like. The coding region runs from base 992 to 6445 and encodes 1817 amino acids. The transcript is spliced from 38 exons. The record is from RefSeq and is a predicted model, not a curated record. Gene Ontology annotation, biological process: peptidyl-threonine phosphorylation; actomyosin structure organization. Lineage: Eukaryota; Metazoa; Chordata; Chondrichthyes; Orectolobiformes; Hemiscylliidae. Gene Ontology annotation, cellular component: cytoplasm; cytoskeleton. Gene Ontology annotation, molecular function: ATP binding; protein serine/threonine kinase activity.
UGUUUUACACCUCAGAAACAGCGGCGGCUGCGGGUGAAGGGGAGCGGAUGCCUCAGAUAGAGAGAGAGAGAGAGAUAUAUAUAACAUUGACGGAACCGACUGCGUGCAUUAUUACAUUGACCACUCACUGACCAAAAAGGAAGAGGAUAACAACCAAAACAAAAACCAAAGCAGCCGGAGGGAUCUGAUGCGGGAGAAAAGAAAUAUUCGUGUGUGUAGGGGUGGGGGAGAUAAAUAAAAAGGAGAACUUGUGAGGGGGAGAGAGGAUAAAUGAUGAGGAUUUGGGUAUUUUUUAAAAAAAACAUUCUUCCCCUCUCUUUGGGUUGAAUGAGAUGAAGCUGAGGCGGUUUUGCUGAGGAGGGUUUUUUCUUUAUUUUAAAAAAAUCCUCAUUAUUCAUCACCAACGGCUUUCCCAAAGCCCUGUCAUUGUGUGUUUUUUUUUAUAUAUAUAUAAAAACACACAUUAUUUGAGGGGGGGAACCGACGACAAGAUGCUGUGUUUUGCUGCAGCCGCCGUGUGAAUUGGGGGUAAGAGGAGGAGGGUGAGAGACAUUUAGAAAAGGGUGGUGUGUGGAGGGGAAAAAUUAGGCUUUUAACCGAAAUAACCUUCAGCCGCUUUCUGAGAGCGAAAAAAAACCCCUCCCCACACACACCUACCCAGAGGAGGGAGAAAUGAUGUGUGUAUCCGCCGUCUCUGCAGCUCUUCCUUCACCAGGAUUAUAACUGUACCCUUGGACCUGGAGGACACUCUGCUGAGCUUUAUAUUUUUAUUAUAUUUGAGGGGAGGAAGGAUGUGCUUUAGAAGAAAAGGAGAGACCUAAAUAUCUCGAGAUCCAGACUGUCCACACAGCCCCCUUCCCAACAACAACCUUGCUGCCUCCAGUUGUGAUUUAUAAUAUAUAUAUAAGGCACAUUUCUGUGUUGAACAAGGCUCGUAGCCCUCUCCCACUUUCCUCCUGACCCACCUCCUCCUCCUCCACUGCAAGCCAAGAUGUCUGCAGAAGUGCGCCUGAAGAAACUGGAGAAAAUGAUCCUGGACGGACCUCGGAGGAACGGUGCGGCGGUGAGCGUGGAGACCUUGCUGGACAUCAUCAUCUGCCUGUACGACGAGUGCAGCAGCUCUCCCCUGCGCCGGGAGAAAAACAUCACCGAGUUUCUGGAGUGGGCCAAGCCUUUUACUGUUAAGGUGAAGCAGAUGCGGCUCCACAAGGAAGAUUUCGAAAUCCUGAAAGUCAUUGGCCGAGGAGCAUUUGGCGAGGUUGCUGUUGUGAAGUUAAAAAACGUUGAAAAGGUUUUUGCCAUGAAGAUCCUCAACAAAUGGGAGAUGCUAAAGCGAGCAGAGACUGCCUGCUUUCGAGAGGAGCGGGAUGUGUUGGUAAAUGGAGACAGUCAGUGGAUUACCACAUUGCACUAUGCUUUCCAGGAUGAAAAUUAUUUGUAUCUUGUGAUGGACUACUAUGUGGGAGGAGACCUCUUAACAUUACUCAGCAAAUUUGAGGACCGGUUACCAGAGGAUAUGGCAAAGUUUUACCUGGCAGAAAUGGUUUUGGCAAUUGAUUCUGUUCAUCAGCUACACUAUGUCCACAGGGACAUCAAACCAGACAACAUUCUACUGGAUGUAAAUGGGCACAUCCGGCUGGCAGACUUUGGCUCCUGUCUCAAGCUCAUGGAAGAUGGAACUGUCCAGUCUUCUGUUGCAGUUGGAACACCCGACUACAUUUCUCCUGAAAUCCUGCAAGCCAUGGAAGAUGGCAAAGGGAAAUAUGGGCCAGAGUGUGACUGGUGGUCACUUGGUGUCUGCAUGUAUGAAAUGCUUUUUGGAGAAACACCUUUUUAUGCAGAAUCUUUAGUAGAAACCUAUGGAAAAAUUAUGAACCACAAAGAGCGAUUUCAGUUCCCAGUGCAAAUCACUGAUGUUUCUGAAAAUGCUAAAGACCUUAUCCGGAGGCUGAUCUGUAGCAGGGAGCACCGGCUGGGUCAAAAUGGAAUUGAAGACUUUAAGAAACACCCAUUCUUCAGCGGCAUUGAUUGGGACAACAUCAGAAAUUGUGAAGCACCUUAUAUCCCUGAAGUUAGCAGUCCCACAGAUACGUCAAAUUUUGAUGUGGAUGAUGACUGUUUGAAAAAUUCUGAGACGAUGCCUCCACUUACACAUACCGCUUUCUCUGGGCAUCACCUUCCAUUCAUAGGGUUCACCUAUACUACUAACUGUAUUCUGUCUGACAGAAGCAGUCUGAGAGAUGCUGCUGGUUCAUCCUCAACAGAUGUCGAUAUCAAUGUUCAGCGGACAUUAGAGGACAGCCUGGCCACUGAGGCUUACGAGAGGAGGAUACGACGUUUAGAACAAGAAAAACUUGAACUGAGUAGGAAACUUCAAGAGUCUACACAGACUGUUCAGGCACUUCAAUAUUCAACUGUGGAUGGUCCAGUAACUGCAAGCAGAGAACUGGAAAUUAAAAGGUUGAAGGAAGAAGUGGAAAAAUUGAAACAACAAGUAUUCGAUUUUGGUCAGAUGGAGCAGCAGCUCGAAGAAGCAAGUCUCAUCAGAAGGGAUUUUGAGGAUGGCUGUCGACAAAUUAAGGCACUUGAGAAGCAAAUCAAAUUGUCGAAGCAGGAGAAAGAUGAUCUUCAGAAGGAAAUGUUUGAAUCCAAUGAAAGGUUGAAAUUGCAAACCAAAGAACUUAAAGAUGCCCAUAGCCAGCGUAAACUGGCCAUGCAGGAAUUCUCUGAUAUGAACGAGAAGGUCACAGAACUGCGUUCCCAGAAACAGAGGCUUUCCCGACAGCUCCGGGACAAAGAGGAAGAGAUGGAAGCAAUAAUGCAGAAGACUGAGAGUUUGCGCCAAGAACUGCGGAGAAUGGAGCGAGCCAAAAAAGACUUGGACGUGCAGAUGGAAAAAGCAGCAGCAGAGGCAUCCAAGGAGCGAAAACUGCGGGAACGGAGUGAGCAGUACUCAAAGCAACUGGAAGAUGAACUUGAGGGGCUCAAGAAAAGGCAAGUUGGACGUUCCCCUGGUGUGAGCAGUACAGAGCAUCAGCAGGAAGUGGCCAAACUCAAAGCUGAUCUGGAGAAAAAGAUUGUGUUCUACGAGGAGGAGCUGGCCAAAAGGGAAAUCCUGCACAUGACUGAGAUCAAGAACUUGAAGAAGGAGGUGCGAGAUGCAGAGGGACAGCAUCUCACCCUGAAGAAAGAAAUAAUGAUUCUGAAAGACAAGUUAGAAAAAACCAGAAGAGAAAGUCAGAACGAAAGGGAAGAAUUCGAGGGAGAAUUCAAGCAAAAGUAUGAACGAGAGAGAAUCAUGCUGAGUGAAGACAAUAAGAAAUUAUCAACUGAACUUGAUCAGCUCACUAUCAUGUUUGAGAAGCUAAGUGCAAGCAACAAACAGAUGGAGGAGGAGUUACGUGACUUAGCAGAGAAGAAGGAAUCAGUGGCCCACUGGGAGGCCCAAAUCACAGAGAUCAUCCAGUGGGUGAGUGAUGAGAAAGAUGCUCGAGGCUACCUUCAAGCACUGGCAACUAAGAUGACUGAGGAGUUGGAAUCUUUGAGAAAUUCCAGUUUAGGAGUACGAGCAACAGAUAUGCCAUGGAAGAUGCGUCGGUCGCAGAAAGUAGACAUGUCAGCUCGAUUGGAACUACAAUCAGCACUCGAUGCAGAGAUCCGAGCCAAACAGGCAAUCCAAGACGAGCUCAAUAAGGUCAAAGCAGCCAGCAUAUCUACAGAAUGCAAAUUGCAAGAUGGUGAGAAAAGAAACCAGGAACUGCUGACUGAGAUUGAAAAACUCAAGAAGGACAUGGAGGAAAUGAAAACAGAAAAGGGUGUAAAGCACCAAGACUCACAGAAUUCUUUCUUGGCAUUUUUGAAUACACCUGCCUCUCCUCUGGAUCAAUUCGAAAUUGAUUCCAUUGAGAAUUUCAACCUGUCCAAUUCUCCAUCUGGUGACGAGGUGAAAUCACAGAUAUAUUCUCGCUCUCGGUCGCCAUCCACAGCAAGUGAUAUAGAACCUGUGGAGGGAACUGACAAUCCUCAACGUACAGUACUGACGCCGACCAUCAGGUCCUCCUACAGUGGUUCCAGUGUCUCAACCCCAAAGCCGAAGGCUCAUCAGUUUGUCGUGAAAUCAUUUAACACACCAACAAAAUGCAAUCAGUGCACAUCCCUGAUGGUUGGCCUAGUACGACAGGGCUGCACUUGUGAAGUAUGUGGGUUCUCGUGCCACGUGACUUGUGCAGACAAAGCACCGGCUGUGUGCCCCAUCCCACCUGACCAAACAAAGGGACCACUGGGGAUCGACCCGCAGAGAGGCAUCGGGACAGCAUAUGAGGGUCAUGUUCGGGUACCCAAACCAGCUGGAGUGAAGAAAGGGUGGCAGAGGGCACUAGCAGUAGUUUGUGAUUUCAAACUGUUUUUGUAUGAAAUUGCAGAAGGAAAAGCUUCACAGCCAAGUGUGGUGGUUAGCCAAGUUAUUGACAUGAGGGAUGAAGAGUUUUCAGUUAGCUCUGUAUUAGCUUCUGAUGUUAUCCACGCCAAUAGGAAGGAUGUCCCCUGUAUCUUCAGGGUUACAGCCUCACAACUAUCAACGUCCAAUAACAAGUGUUCAAUCCUCAUACUGGCCGACAGUGAAAACGAGAAAAAUAAAUGGGUGGGGCUGCUGACCGAGCUGCACCGGAUCCUCAAGAAGAACAAACUCAAGGACCGAUCGGUCUUUGUUCCAAAGGAAGCUUAUGACAGUGCCCUGCCACUCAUUAAGACAACACAGUCAGCUGUGAUUAUAGAUCAUGAAAGGAUAGCACUGGGAAAUGAAGAAGGAUUGUUUGUAGUCCAUGUCACCAAAGAUGAAAUCAUCCGUGUUGGUGAUAAUAAGAAGGUCCAUCAAAUCGAGCUCAUCUCAGGGGAGCAGCUCAUCGCUGUCAUUUCCGGAAGAAACCGGCACGUCCGCCUCUUCCCCACUUCUGCCCUUGAUGGUCGGGAAGGCGAUUUCUUCAAACUGGUGGAGACAAAGGGCUGCCAGACUCUGGUAUCGGGAACAAUGCGCCAUGGUGCAGCCACAUGCCUCUGCGUGGCCAUGAAACGACAAGUGCUGUGCUACGAACUCAACCAGAGCAAAACUCGUCACAAAAAGUUCAAAGAAAUCCAAGUCCCAGGCAACGUGCAGUGGAUGGCCAUUUUCAGCGAGCGCCUGCUUGUCGGCUACCAAUCCAGUUUUGCCAAAUACCCGCUGCAGGGGGAUGGGGGUCCCAUAAGCUUACUCCACCCUGAUGACCACACACUCUCCUUUAUCACGCAGCAGCCCAAUGAUGCAAUCUGUGCAGUAGAAAUCUCUGGCAAGGAGUAUUUAUUGUGUUUCAGUACUGUGGGCAUUUAUGUGGACUGCCAGGGUCGAAGGUCAAGGCAACAAGAACUGAUGUGGCCGGCUAUUCCCACAACAUGCUGUUACAAUGCUCCAUAUUUGUCUGUGUAUAGUGAGAAUGCUGUAGAUGUAUUUGAUGUGAACACUAUGGAAUGGAUUCAGACAGUUGCACUAAAGAAGGUUCGGCCACUUAAUACAGAGGGGACACUUAACCUGCUGGGUCUCGAGACUAUCAGGUUAAUCUAUUUCAAAAAUAAGAUGGCAGAAGGGGAUGAGCUUGUUGUUCCUGAAACAUCUGAUAACAGCCGCAAACAGAUGGUCAGGACCAGGAGCAAACGGAGAUAUUCCUUUCGGGUGCCUGAAGAGGAGAGACUCCAGCAGAGAAGAGAAAUGCUUCGAGAUCCAGAAAUGAGAUCCAAAUUAAUCUCAAAUCCAACUAAUUUCAACCACAUUGUACACAUGGGCCCAGGUGAUGGCAUACAGAUCUUAAAAGAUUUGCCAAUGCCAGAAUCCCCACAUCCACCUCCCAAUCAGCACUUCAGCCUGAUCUCCACUCCAACCAACUUUGAACACAUUUAUCACAUGACUGUCCACUCUGCUGAGAAGUUCCUGUACCACGAACCCCACGUCUGCACCCUUUCUCCAGACUCUGCCUCCAGCUUGCCACAUUCCAUAACACCAAGGAAUCUACGUCCUCAGGAUGAGAAGAGUCGGACUAUGUUUAGCGCUUCCGUCAGUAUCCCUGCUAUUGCACGAUCUCGCACAGAACCAGGCCGCUCCAUGAGUGCCAGCAGUGGGCUGUCGUCAAGAUCAACGGCACAAAAUGGAAGUGCCCUUCGAAGAGAAUUCUCAGGAGGAAACUAUGUCAACAAACGUCAACCAAUGACGUCGCCCUCCGACGGCUCUCUUUCUUCGGGUGGAAUGGACCCGGGAAGUGAUGUUCCAACGAGGGAGUUUGAGCGUGAUGAUUCUGAUUCUCCAAGACACUCCACAGCGUCCAACAGUUCCAACCUGAGCAGCCCACCCAGCCCCAUCUCGCCCCACAAACCGCAGUCACUCUUAUUGGAAAACGCAGAGCACAUCAGCUGGGAAACAUGAGAUUGCUCAGCUCUGGAAAUUCUAACAAAUCAGCCCUUACUUCUGUCUUGCUGCACCCAGUCCUACUCUGCUGUUCCAACCUGUGCCGGGCUAUUGCUGCAGAUCCGUCAAAAAGGCACUAGAGGUUUAUGGAUUCAGGAGCAAGGCCUGAUCUCGUAAAUCUAUAUCACACUCACACACACACACACACACACACAUAUACAUAUACACACACACACACACAUAUAUACAUUUACGCACAUACACACACACAGACGCACACACACACAUAUAUACACACACACACAGAUUGGGCAGGAGCUUUUGCCUGCUGACCCCGUCAUGUUUCUCUCUCUCUCUCAUAAAAAGAGGAAAAGCAGAUCUCUUGCCUCACACAGCAACAUCAGCUGCUCUUCUAGCGUCCUUGGGGGUGUGACUUCCUCUGAUUUUUAAGAAAUGGGAUCUUGGUCAUAAAUUGUAUAGCUGAUGUUUAAGGUGUUGUUUCUCAUUGCAGCUUUAUAGGCAGUUACUUUCUCAAAGAAUAAACAGGUUUGGGGGGAAGGUAGGGUGCAGAUGGUGGAACACAGCCUUGAUUUUCUAUCAUCACUUCCAUUGAUUCCAACAAAUGACAGGGACAUUCCUUUCUGUCAUAGUGUGAUCAGGCUUCUUUUAAUUAUUAUUUUAUUCUGCAAUAAUAUGUGUACAUCUGCAAACAAAUCACCAAACCUUAUUUUGCUAAAAGAAAAACACACAAAAAAAAGUUUUUUUUGUGAUAUAGAAUAUAUAUAAAGUAUAUAAAUAUAUAUAUAUAUAAAGUUGUGUAUAGUUUUACUUGUUGAAAUGGCAACUGAAGGAAAGAUUACUUUGUGUGUGACGUCACAGUCCCUGCUGGUAGAUUCUUUAUAUAUAGUUCUUCAGUGUAGUAUCCAAGAUGCAACUGAAAUUUAAAAGUUUAAAAAACUGAAGAUGUGGAGGCUGAAAUGAAAAGUAAUAGGCACUGUACUUCAGUCAGUAAAGUACCAAUUGUAGAUGGUCAUUGAUUUAUGUUGCAUGUUGCAAAAUUAAAAACGACUGUGCACUAGUUUAAGGCUCCGCUGAGUUCAGGGGAGAUUUGUUGAUGCAGUUUGAAUAAAGAAUGUCCCUUUUUGUAGUCACUCGAAGGCAGUAUUUGAUUAAACAUCCAGAUAUUAGAGCAACAUUAUAUAUUUUUUGUACACUACACACAGCUGACUUGCUGGGGAAGGUGGAAUUAAUUACCAUAUCAGCUCCUUGUGUCUGCUUUGCCAAGUCCCUCCCCAGAUAUUUAUGUAUUGUUAGACUGAGAAGAAGCCCAGGAGUCCGACAGCCUGGGACACUGAACGCUUUGAUGGUUAGUUUGCUUUUUUGUCAGUGUCCGAUUCCUACAUUCCCUUUGUAUAUUCUUCAAGUCCAACAGUUCCUGCUUUUGUCAACCUCUACCCAUGUUACUGUCUGCACCUGAGGAGGGCAAGAGACAUCAAAUUUAUUGAGGAGGCUUGAGUAGGUUAAAGGAUGUUUAAUGCACAGCCAGGUUUGACAAGUAAGCAUUUCGGGGCUGGUCAGAGUUGUUCAGACAGCGAGGGAAGGAAAAGAAAACUCCCUGCACGAGAUGACUGUGUAAAAACAAGGGAAUCUGACUGUUGUCUCACUCCGUACGGUUACGAAAGCUCAGAGUCAAUUGUGUAAAAUAAAAGGUGCUUUUGUUUUUAAAGGAAUGAUGUGAAAUUUGAGAUGAGUUUGCCUCUGAUUUUAAAAGUGCAAAAAAAAAGUUCUUCCCUGAUAGCUGUCACUGUGUUGCAUUUUUGUUUCCAUGGCAGAACGGUGUUUAAAUGAGAUUAAGGCGGAAGAGGUGGGUACUGUCCUGCUGCUCAAGUUCCCACAUGUACAGAUACAAAAAAGACAACAAGGGAACUGUCAAACUCUGACUGUGAAUUAUAGACAUGAUUGUGCAGAGAAUUGUGAGCAAGGGGCCGGAGGAGGCAUUUACUACUUACUGGUGUUCCAUGGGGACCGACCUGCCUUUCACUAUAGCAAUUUCAUAUCAUUUAUUUCCAAGAGUUUUUAAGGUCUCCCCCCCACCCCACCACUACUACCACCUUUUUGUAAGAUUAUUGUACAGUUUUGCAUGUGUUAGAUGUAAUCAGUUUUUUUUUAAAUCUUUUGGUUUAGGUUAAAGGCUGACUUCACUAAAUUAAUUGCUUGGCUUUAUCACUCAGUUUUUGCCCUUAAUGUUUUUAGGGGUUAAUUUGUAAGAGGAACUAUUGCUGAUUGUAGAUUCUUUUGCACAAGAAUAUUUAAGGUGGGCAGUCUGACUAUUAAAGACCAGCCACCAUUAUUUUAUGUUGGUGACACACACUAAAUAUUAACCAAGACUUUGAUGUAUUUCAAUAAAACAGGGAACUGUUCCAAA